Messenger RNA from Peniophora sp. CBMAI 1063, 3186 nucleotides. The record is from the annotation of a GenBank genome assembly. NCBI's taxonomy places the organism in Eukaryota, Fungi, Basidiomycota, Agaricomycetes, Russulales, Peniophoraceae.
AUGCGGGCGCUCUUCAAUAAAUUCACGGGGCUCAGCCGGGGGGAGAAGAAGGAGGCUGCACCGAUCGUACGCGAAAAGCCGGCGCUGGGCAAGUUGCCCGAGUGGCCGCCAGUCGCUCCAGUGCCCGCCCGCACCUCCUCCUCGGGCUCGAGCACCAAGCCAUUACCCGAUAUAUCUUCAAGGCUCGACACUCCAGAACAGAUCACGCCGCAGCGGUCACAGGAGAGCGGGUCGUACGCGCGGGGGCCGCUGUCGGACGUGCUCGAGGAGGGCUCGGACGCCACACCGUCCGUGCAGCCUGCCCAGGACUCUGCCGGCCGGAGCAGCAGGCGGCGUGAGAAGGACAGCGAGCAGCCCAAGAAGACGGUCGCGUUCAUCAGUCCGCCCCCCACGCCCGUCGGCCUCCAGGCGGUCCGCGACCUCCCUGACGACGACGACCGCGCACCACAGCAAAUAUCCAAAUCCUCCUCCUCGCGCCCGUCCAAAGACCCACGUGGAUCAAUGUCGACCGCCGCGUCGGGCUCGAGGACAGACGUCGGCUCGAGCCGAACCACCGCCAAGCCGGCGUCCACCCGCGGCGGGCCGUCACCACACCCUGGCCGGAACUAUACAGAUGUGGCCUCCAUCCAACAAUCCCUCCGCUCCGGCACGCCUUAUUCUCAGCGCUCAACUUCCACAAACAUCACCGUCAACCCGCCGGCUUCGUGGUCGGAAGGUGCCGAGGGCGACCUCGUUUCCAACCUCGGCGCACGAGAACGCACGCGGCAAGAAGUCCUAUGGGAAAUCGUCGCUAGCGAGGAGCGAUACGUCGCGGAACUGGUCAAGAUGCGCGAGACGUUCAUUGUCCCGCUAUUGCACCCAUACGCGACGUCACCGAUAGCGUCGCCCACGCUCGUCGACUACGACGAGUACCCGCGCUACGACUCGCCCAUCGAAUCCCUCGAACACCUCCCCAUCGCAUCUCGCUUCCUCUCUCCCGUCUCCUUCCGUUCCGACACACCCAACACAAUCGCCUCACGACGCGACGGCAAGGAUACUCCCAACAUUGACACCGAGUCAACUAUAUCCGACGAUGACGACGACCAGAUGGCACGCGCCUACUCUGGCGACUCCAGGAGGCACCCGCCGUCCUCUGCCAUGGCCAAGCACAAUCAUCCGCGCUCGCCCUAUGGCGCGUCACGAAAGGGCCAGAACCCGACCGUACCUUUCCCCUCACGCUCGCACCACUCCCUCCCACCACCCGCCCGCCAAAACCCCGGUGCAUCAACGACCUCGCUCGGUCGACAGAGCUACAUCGGUCCCUCUGGCGAUUCCACCACUGCAGCCAACACUCGAACAAACGGCGGCAAGGCGACGCCUACGCCGUCCAGCCGCGGCCUGCUGCGCAAGUCAAAACGCAGUUUGAAUGGGACUACCAACACCACCGGCUCGGGAAUUAUACCCAACGGAGGUGUUGCGCCGCAUCAGUUGCCGGAUGAUCUUAGGCUUUGUCUUGAAGCUGUCGAGAGCAGGAUUCUGGAGGGUCAUCUCAAGCUUAGUGAUGGAUUGAGGAAGAGGUACGAGGAGCAAUACCCGCUCGUGCGGUCUCUGGCGGACGUCUUUGUCGCGAAUUCGCACAUUCUGCGCGGAUACGCUGACUAUGUCCUUCACCUCGAACGCGCGCUCGACCAAGUUCAAGAAGCGCUCACCGCCGUCUCCAACUCCAAGCCCUCCAAACCCUCGAGCAAGUCCAAGAAGCCCGACGCGGACGAGUGGGCCAAAGUCUGCGCCGUCCUCCGCCGGCUCGAACAAGACGCGAACGACAAGGGCGAGACCGGCCUCGCGAUCUCCUUAUCGAAGCCCUUCCAGCGCCUACUCAAAUACCCGCUGCUCUUCCAAAACCUGCUGUUCCACACGGACCCCUCUACCUUCGAGUACGAGUCCACGCUGCAGAUGGUCGCGGAGGUCGAGACGAUCGUCAGGAGUAUCGAGGACGACAAGAUUCAGAAGGAGGAGCGGGACAAGACGCGCGAUGUCCUUGCGCGCAUUGACGGGCUGGACCGCGUCAGGCAGCUGGCUGCGCCUAAACCCUCACGGGUCUUACUUGAGGAGAAGCUGCUUGAGCCCGCAGGGGACAAGGGCAGCGGGUCCAAGGGCACCAGCACGCCGCCCCCAGCCGCGAGCGCCGGCGCAUCAGGUGCGGGCGCCGGCGCGCCGGGUAAAGCCGUCAAGGGCAAAUCCAGCCUGAAACGCUUCUCGGACGCGUUGGCACCGGGCGGCGCGAAGAAAGAUUUGUGGCUCGUCGUGUUCAACGACGUCACGCUCCGAUGCCAGCGGACGGGGACGACCUCGUUACCACUGGGCAGCGCACACUCCGGCUCGUCCUCGCGUGCGAACAGCAUGCCCGAGCUGCAAGGCGGCAAAUCAAAGUUCGCGUCCGCAGGCCGUCGCGCUUCCCACGCACGUCCCCGCAACCUCUACAAAUUCGUCAAGGUCGAGUCCUGGUCGAUCGGCGGCGUCGCGCAGCCCCGAGAGGGCGUUGUGAGCAUGGACGAGGUGCGCUCUAGGCAACAGGCGCACUUAAGCGUCCAGCCGCGGAUCGUGCCGAUGCCGGAGGAGAAUGAGGACGAGGACGGAGGGAUGGACUCGGACGACAGUGACAGGAAGAGCAAGAUGAGCUUCUCGUACUGGGGCGCGGACAAAGUCACGUUGCAAAAGCCGCUCGUUAAGCCGGGUGCGGUACGCGGUGCGGCUGUUCACAGCAGGACGGCGAAGCCCGGUGUAGCUUCUGCUACGGGCUACUCGCGCGAGUCAAGCGCAAACGCCAAGUUCGGGACGAGACUUGUGUCCGGCGAACAGCCUAUCGGUGCUGCCGCGCGGCCAUCGAGCAGGAGCACAGUUACGCGGACGCCUGUGCCGCGCGCUGGACGGAGCGACGACGGGCACCAGAGCGUCAAGGUCACUACGACGCGCCCGGAAUGGAACGGCUCAAGCACUACUCGACGCGCUGGCACUAGCACGCCCACGGCUGGCCCUGCGGCUGUGAAGAGGCCGAGGAAUACGAGCGGCCCGAGUGCAAGUGCUGUGGCGACGAAGACAAAAGUCACGACGGAGAGGACCGUGGACAAGGUGCUCUCCAGUCCCGCUCCGAGCGAGGAUUCGGGGAUCGGGCUGUACAAGAGAUAUCAACAACAAGAGACCGCCUAA